AUGGCCCCCAGGCCCCCCUGCCCGAGUCGGCAGGGCUCCCGCACGUGGCUGCCGGCGGGCUCCAAGGGGGACGGGGGAGGCGAGGGGGCGCGGGGCGGGGCGGGGCCAGUCCCCUGCCGGGUCGCCGCCCCUCCCUCCCUGCCUCCCUCCGCCUGGGGCCUGCGCGCCGCCCCCAAACAAAGGCGGGGCAGCCGGGCCGAAGGGGACGCCGCCGCCGCGCCGCGCCGGACGGAGGGACGGAGGGACGGAGGGCGGCCGAGAGCCGGGCGCGCCUGGCCGGGGGCUGUGCGGAGACAAAGGGCGCCUGCCAGCCAUGCCCGCCCGCCGCGCCUGGCCGCUCCUCCUGGCCGCCCUGGGCAGCCUCCUGGCCGCCAGCGCCGCCCAAGCCCAAGCCCGGUGAGUCCGGCGGAGGGACGGAGGGACGGCGGGAGGCUGGGCGGGAGGCCGGGCGGCCACGCCGGGGGAUGGCCCGGGCAGCGAGCGGGCGCCGCGCCGCCGGAGGGCCGGAGCGUGGAGGGGCCGCCGGCUGAAGGCCGCCCUGCGCGGCGCCGCUCCGGCCCCCGGCGGCUGGCGCUUCUCUGCCCCCCGGCGCGCCCCGACGGGCUCGUGGGCCUUGGCCGCCCGGGGCUGGCUUCAUCCCGGCGGGGAUGCUGCGGCGAAGCGUGCCGCGCCCUCCCGCCGCGCCUGGCCCGAAGCGGCCGUGCUGGCCGAGGCCCCGGGGAGUUCUCCGCUGAGCCAGGAGGCGAGCUCAAGGGGUGCCUGCACAGGCACAGGUCCCAGGCCAACAACCCCAGGGCCAGCAGCCUCCGAUGCAGCCGGCUCCGGCACAGCCGGCUCCAGGGCAACCUCUGGCGCAACCGCCUCCGGGGCAGCUGGCCCUGGUACAACCGGCUCUUGGGCAGCCGGCCCCUGGACAACCACCGGCACCACCACCAGGGCUACUUGGUUGCGGCACCUUCUGUGUACCGGGCGGGUGUGGAGGAGGCUGUGAGCGUGACGAUCUUUAACCCGGCCAAGGAGACAACGGUGCAGGUGCAGCUGGUGGUUAAAGGAGAGACGGUGGCCCGGGCUCAAGGCACAGUUCUGGGCAAAGGGACCAUUGCCCUUAAGGUGCCCCCGGGGCUGCGGGGCCAAGCCCACCUGGAAGUCUGGGGCAACCGGCACUUGGCAGAAGAAGGCUACAUCUUCCACAACUCCACAACAGUGACCAUCGACAGCAAAGGCGCCUCGGUCUUCGUCCAGACAGACAAGCCCAUGUACCGGCCCAAGCAGAGAGUGCUGAUCAACCUCUUUACCGUCAGCCCCGAUUUGCGGCCUGUCAACGAGAGGGUCGAAGCUUACGUGUUGGAUCCUCGUGGGUCUCGGAUGAUUGAAUGGAACAACCUGAAGCCCCUCUGUUGUGGUGUUCUGAACCUGAGCUUCCCUCUGUCGGACCAGCCGGUGUUUGGCAAGUGGUUUGUUUUUGCCGAAAUGCAGGGGCACGCCUACAACCAAUCCUUCGAAGUGCAGAAGUACGUUUUACCCAAGUUUGAGCUCUGGAUUGAGCCCCCCCGCUACAUCCGUGACCUUAGUACAUGCGAGAAGGGAGUGGUCCAUGCCAGAUACACGUUUGGGAAACCCGUGGCAGGGAGACUGGUGGUCAACAUGACAGUAAAUGGGGUGGGCUAUUACCGGCAUGAAGUGGGGACCCCCGUCCUCAGAACGAGCGAAAUGGACGGCUCCGCGCAGUUUGAGGUGUGUGUGGGCGACAUGCUGCCCGCGGACAUCCCGGAGCACUUCAGAGGGGUGGUGAGCAUCUGGGCCACGGUGACGGGGGCCGACGGGAACAAGCAAGCCGCCUUCGACGACUCCACCCCCGUCCAGAAGCAGCUGGUGGACAUCAGAUACACCAAGGACACCCGCAAGCAGUUCAAGCCGGGCCUGCCCUACGGAGGGAAGGUGGAAGUCACGUACCCUGACGGGAGCCCAGCGGACGGGGUGACUGUCCGGAUUAAAGCCGAGCUCUCGCCAAAGGACAACAUUUAUACCAGCGAGCUGACGUCCAGCGGGGGCCUGGUGGUGUUCGAAAUCCCCUCCAUCCCUGCAACGGCCCAGUAUGUCUGGCUGGAAACCAAAGUGACUGCCAUUGAUGGGAAGCCCGCUGGAGACCACUACCUGCCCAACUACCUGUCCAUCAGCGGCUGGUAUUCGCCCAGCAAGUGCCACCUGCAGCUCCAGAUGCCAGAGAAGCCUUUCCUGGUGGGAGAGGAGGCGAGCAUCGCCAUGAAAUCCACCUGCCCGUGCCAUUUCACCCUCCACUACGAAGUGGUGUCCCGGGGGAACAUCGUCCUGUCCGGGUUGCAGCCCGGCCACGUGACGCAGCAGAGGAGCAGAAGGGCCACCGCGUCCUCCGGCCGAAGCGUCCACAUUUUCCAUUUAGCCCCCACCGGCCCCCCUGCUGCCGAGAUGAACGCCUGCGUGACCUUCCUCCAUUUCCCGGUGACCCACAGCAUGGCCCCCCUGGGGCGCCUCCUGGUGUAUUACGUGCGGGCGGAUGGAGAAGGGGUGACGGACAGCUUGCACUUUGCCGUCAAGCCCUCCUUCGAAAACCAGGUGUCAGUGACGUUUUCGGCCAACGAGACCAGGCCGGGGGACUCUGUGGGCAUCAAAGUCAGAGCCGCAAAGGGGAGUUGCGUCUGCUUGGCCACGGUGGACAAAAGUGUUUACCUCCUGAAGCCGGGCUUCCAACUGACGCCUUCACAGAUCUUCCAGGAACUGGCGGGUUACGACGUGUCCGACACCUUUGGGGCCGCCAAGGAGGAUGGGCACUUCUGGUGGCCGGGCGUAUCUCUGCGCAGGCGCCGGCGACGCUCCUCCGUCUUCCCCUGGCACUGGGACGUCACCAAGGAUGCCCGCUUUGCCUUCACGGAAACCGGCUUGGUCGUGAUGACGGACCUCGUCAGCUUAAACCACAGGCAGCACGGCAGCAUGUACACCGACGAGGCCGUGCCAGCCUUCCAGCCCCACACGGGCACACUGGUGGCUUCUACGCAUCACUCCAAAGCUGUGCCAAGGGCAGAGAAGAAGAAAAGGAUUUUCUUCCCGGAGACCUGGCUUUGGCACUGCUUGAACGUCAGCCAGGUGUCCGGCGAAGCCCAGCUGCGGGUGGAAGUCCCCGACUCCAUCACCACGUGGCUGACGGAGGCUGUGGGGAUGUCUGAGGAGAGGGGGAUGGGCGUGGCUGGGCAGGCGAGCCUCAGGACCUUCAAGGCUUUCUUCAUCGAGUUCACCCUCCCGUAUCGCGUCAUCCGUGGGGAACAGACGAAGAUCCCGCUCACUGUCCACAACUACCUAGCGGUGUGCUUGGAGGUUCACGUCAAGAUAGCAGUUCCCAAAGGCAUAAAGUUUGUUGGGCAUCCUGGGAAGCACCACCUGACCAGGAAGAAGUGCCUGGGCCCUGGCGAAGCCAAGCCCACCUCCGUGGUCCUCUCCUUCAGCAAGCUGGGGCACAGCAACAUCACAGCCAAAGCCUUUGCUUACGGGGGAAGCAGCUGCUGCCAGGACGGGCUGCCCUUUGCCAAGAGCGGGAAGCAGGCUGAGGACUUCUACCUGGACAGGCAGGCCCCGGUCGGGGUGGACUACGUCCGGAGGAGCAUCCUGGUUGAGCCGGAGGGGUUGACCAGAGAGUACACGUACAGCGUCUUUUUCUGCCCGAAUGAGAAAAUUCAUAUUUCCACUCCUAAUAAGUACGAGUACCAAUAUGUGCAGAAACCUUCCCGCAUGACACACUUCAGCGUUGCCGUGAAGGCGCACAACAGCGCCCACGUGGCCCUGUCCGCCAGCCCCCACGACACGGCCGAAAUGGCAGAAAUCGUCCUCGGUGGGCAUCAGAACAGUCGGACGUGGAUCUCCGGCAGCAAAAUGGGCGAGCCGGUGGCCAGCGCGGAGACGGCGGGGCUGCUUUCCUGGGAGGAGUUCCGGAGCUUCUGGAUCAGCUGGGCCGACGGAGUCAUCCAGGUUGGCCAUGGGCCCUCAGUCCUGAACGAGUCGGUCAUCGUGUCAUGGGCUGCCCCUCGGCCGCCCGAGGUGAAGUAUAUCGGCUUCUCCACGGGCUGGGGCUCCGCUGGCGAGUUCAAAAUCUGGAGGAAGGAAGAGGCGGACGAGAACCACAACGAAGCCUUUACGCUGGGCGUGCCACACAAUGUGAUCCCAGGAUCCGAGAGAGCCACUGCCUCCGUGAUUGGGGACGUGAUGGGCCCCACCUUGAACAACCUGGACAAUCUCCUGCGGCUCCCCUUUGGCUGCGGGGAGCAGAACAUGAUCCACUUCGCACCAAAUGUUUUUGUCCUCAAGUAUCUGCAGAAGACCAAGCAGCUCAGCCCAGAGGUGGAGGCUGAAGCCACGGACUACCUGGUUCAAGGAUACCAGCGCCAGCUGACCUACAAGAGACAAGAUGGCUCCUACAGCGCUUUUGGGGAACGGGAUUCUUCCGGGAGCAUGUGGCUGACGGCCUUCGUGCUCAAGUCCUUUGCUCAGUCUCGGGGGUUCAUCUUCAUCGACCCCAAGGAGCUGCUGGCGGCCAAGGACUGGCUCAUCCAGCACCAGAAGGAGGAGGGCUUGUUCCCAGCUGUGGGCAGGAUACUGAACAAGGACAUCCAGGGAGGAAUCCACGGGAAGAUCUCCCUGACGGCGUACGUGGUGGCAGCUCUGCUGGAGACGGGGGUGACCUCGGAGGAAGAGAAAGCGUCUGUGGCCAAAGCAAAGCUCUUCUUGGAGUCCAACGUGUACUCGGUGGAUGACCCGUACACCACGGUGCUGACGGCCUAUGCCCUCACCCUGCUACGCAGCCCCUCAGCGGUGGUGGCACUGCGGAAGAUGAACAGCCUGGCCAUCACGCAAGACGGCGUCACACACUGGAGCUUAACGGGGACUCUGGCUGCCAACGAGGACACCUUCAUGGGAUUUAGCGACGGGCUCUUUCAGUCAGUGGUGUCUGCCGAAGUGGAGAUGACGGCCUACGCCCUGCUGACCUACACGGUACUGGGGGACGUGGCAUCGGCGCUGCCCGUGGUCAAGUGGCUCUCCCAGCAGAGGAACGCUCUGGGCGGCUUCUCUUCCACCCAGGAUACGUGCGUGGCCCUGCAGGCUCUGGCUGAAUACGCCAUCCUGUCCUACACUGGAGGGGUCAACCUGACUGUUUCCUUGGCCUCCACCAACCUGGACUACCAGGAGACCUUUGAGCUGAACAAGGCCAACCAGAAGCUGCUCCAGACCACUGUGAUCCCCUCUAUCCCCACGGGGCUGUUUGUCAGCGCCAAGGGAGACGGCUGCUGCCUCCUACAGAUCGACGUCUCUUACAACGUGCCGGACCCCGUGGCCAAGCCGGCUUUCCAGCUUCUGGUCAACCUGCAGGAGCCGAAGGCCAAGCGCCACCGGCGGGCCCCCCAGCCCCCCAAGCCCCUUUCCCCAGACAAGAACCGCUCCGAAGCCCCCCACCGGGAGAUGGUGUCGGGGGAUGACGACGACCCGGCCUCGGACCAAGACCAUCGGGAGUACCGCGUGGCCGUGGAGACCUGCCUCAGAUGGCUGCAUUCUGGCUCUUCCAACAUGGCCGUCCUAGAGGUGCCACUGCUCUCGGGCUUCCAAGCGGACGUUGAGAGUCUGGAGCAGUUGCUCAUGAACAAACAGAUUGGCCUGAAGAGGUAUGAAAUGGACGGCAGAAAAGUCCUCUUCUAUUUUGAUGAGAUUCCGAGCCAGUGCAUGACCUGCGUCAAGUUUGUGGCCUUCCGGGAACACAUUGUGGGUAAGACGGCCCCGGUGCCCAUCAAGGUUUAUGACUACUAUGAGCCAGCCUUCGAAGCCACCCGCUUCUACAACGUCAGCGAGAGCAGCCCCCUGGCCCGGGAGCUCUGCGACGGCCCCCUCUGCAAUGAGGUGGAGAGCGCAGCCAGCCACGGGGCCGGCUUCAUCCCCGCCGGGCCCUGCAACGGCGUCUUGGGCUGCCUGGAAGACGGCUUCUUCGAGCAGUGCCUGUGCUCCCGGGACUGCGGCUACGACGGGGAUCCGGUGUGCGGCUCGGACGGGCUCCUCUACCAGAACCACUGCCAGAUGGAGGUCGCCGCCUGCAGGAACAGCACCCGCCUCAAGCGGGUCUCCAUGGCCCAGUGCACGGGGGCAAAGGACACUGCUGAUGGGAGAGAAAAGCACUUCCACCCCCUUGAGCGGCCUGCCCAGCAACAGCCGACGCCGGCAGACGAGGCCCCCAUCCUCCCGCUGGACUUCUCUUACUACUCCUACGAGUACGAGGCGGAGCCCUACGCCUCGGAAGGAGACGAUGCUUUUGAGCAGACGACCGCAGCGCAAGCGAGGGACGGCUCCGUGGGGCUGCUUUGA
Molecule: messenger RNA, 6372 nt
Organism: Euleptes europaea (tarantolino)
Lineage: Eukaryota; Metazoa; Chordata; Lepidosauria; Squamata; Sphaerodactylidae
Gene: CPAMD8
Product: C3 and PZP like alpha-2-macroglobulin domain containing 8
Exons: 43
Coding region: 1-6372 (2123 amino acids)
Cellular component (GO): extracellular region
Molecular function (GO): endopeptidase inhibitor activity; protein binding
Source: RefSeq, a predicted model, not a curated record